AUGUCAUCCGGAAAGGGCCCAUCCGAGUUUCCAAACUUGGAGGCUAAACUUCAAAAACCCACCAAGCAGUCCGCAUUCGAGAAGCAAAAAGCAGAGGCCGAAGCCAAGCGACUACGAGAAGAAGCCGAAACCGCCGCCGUGUACAACGAAUUUGUUAAAAGUUUCGAUCGCGACGAUGAUUACGAUGGCCAUGGCGCACCCAGCUCUUCAGCGUUCUCGCGUCCACGGCCUGGAUUUGGAGGUCCGCCGCCUCCCUCAGGACCCGGUAGACGACACUUCGGCACAUCAGGACUGAAGAGCGGUCCUGGAAGUUUGGGGCCACCACCAUCUUCGUUUGGAAAGAAGCGAUCUUUUCAAGACUUUGCGCGGGGACCUCGCGACAAGGGAGUACUGAGUUAUGACGAAGGCGGUAGUAGAGGACCAAUUCCAGCAUCUAGGGCUUUCAACACGAGCGACGAUGAGGAUAUGGAUGGCGCGACAAAUAGAGCCGAAGAAAAAGCGAUUGCGAAGCCCACGUUACGGCUGUCGAAUAUACCACCCGGAACUUCACCAGCUACGAUAAAGGCACUGAUCCCAGCGAAUCUGGUGGUUGAGGACGUCAAAAUUACUCCCUCCACGGGCCCCGCUGGAUCAGAACGGAAGCACGCUGUUUCGAUAGUGGUAUUGUCCCAGGAUACACCCGCAAACGAAAUCGAAGCGGCCGUGAAUGCGUUGCAGAACCGGUACUUGGGCUAUGGCUACUACUUGUCUCUCCAUCGACAUCUUUCUUCAGCUGUCGCAAGUUCGGCGGCGCUGCCAAUUAUUGGUUCCAACGCAGCAUCCCAUCCUUUCGGGGCGAAGCCUGUCGAACAGUCAUCGGGACCACAGAAUGCGCCAGCACAGCAUGGCUUCCGCAAAGGAUUUGCACCUCCUACCUCAUAUGGUCCUCCAGGGGCUGGUGUCAACAGGUCGAAUCUUCUACAUGUGCCAGUAAAACCGCCAUCGGAUGUUAAGACGAUCCAGUUAAUCAGCAAGGUCAUCGAGGGCGUUCUUGAGCACGGCCCAGAGUUUGAGGCGUUGCUCAUGUCACGGCCUGAAGUCCAAAGCGAAGAAAAAUGGGCGUGGAUAUGGGAUGCAAGAAGUCAAGGCGGCAUAUGGUAUCGAUGGAGGCUAUGGGAGAUCAUCACAGGCUCGCAACAAUCACGGCAGAAGGGUAAAUACGUCCCUCUCUUCGACGGUUCGCAUGCAUGGAAAGCCCCCGAGAAAAAUCUCAAAUAUGAGUACACAACGAAACUCGACGAAUUUGUAUCCGAUUCAGAGUACAACUCAUCAGACGAAGAGGAUUUCGACGACGAGAACAAGAAAGAAACCGCAGACGCCGAUUCUGAUAAAACGUUCCUCAACCCCUUGGAUAAGGCUAAGCUUACACAUUUACUCGCGCGAUUGCCGACAUCAAUGUCGAGGUUAAGGAAGGGCGACGUUGCGAGGGUAACAAGUUUUGCGAUCGCUCAUGCUAGUUGUGGAGUGGACGAGGUUGUGGGAAUGAUCACAUUUAACGUUGAGAAGCCACUUGCUCUUACCGGUGCGAACCCUGAAAAGAAACCGGCUGCCAAAGACUUGCAGCCAAGCGGACAGGAAGAGGCAUCAAAGGAGGAGGGCGUCGAUAUAAGUGCUGCCAGCCUAGUAGGCUUAUAUGUUGUGAGUGAUAUAUUGUCGUCCUCAUCGACCAGCACCGUACGGCAUGCAUGGAGGUUCCGGCAACUAUUCGAGACGGCACUGAAGGAUCGCAAGACCUUUGAGACACUCGGUCUCAUGACAGAGCGACUCAAAUGGGGUCGUCUCCGUGCCGAAAAGUGGAAACGCAGCAUCCAUCUCGUUCUUAAUCUGUGGGAGGGAUGGUGUGUUUUCCCAGCUGAAAGCCAGGAACUGUUCGUCCGGAGUUUUGAGAACCCUCCGUCAUUGGCUACUACGGAAAAGGAGAGCAGCGAAGAAAGAAAGGGUAAAUGGAAGACGGUCGAGGAUACACAAGUACGAAUGCUCCCAGUUUCGACUGCAGUGGAAGAAGAAGAGGACGACGUACCGGGUGAGGCGAUCGACGAAGACGAUAUUAUAGGAGAACCGGUGGAAGAGGGCGACGUCGAAGGGGAGCAUAUUGAUGAGGAUGACAUCGAAGGUGAGCCGAUUGACGAGGACGAAGUGAUUGGAGAACCAAUGGACGAGGAUGAGGCUAUGGGAAGUGAACCGCCACCACCAGCACCUUCGGAACAAACCCCUGCUGAAAGCGGAAACAAGGUCCAAGAAGACUCGUCCAGAGCCGGACCGCCUAGAAGGCGGAUGCGAGCGGUGGACAUGUUUGCGGACUCUGACGAUUCGGAUAAGGAGAAGGGCGCAUAA
Fusarium coffeatum is the source of this 2373-nucleotide messenger RNA. RefSeq lists its product as uncharacterized. Gene Ontology annotation, cellular component: nucleus. The transcript has a single exon. Gene Ontology annotation, molecular function: RNA binding. The coding region runs from base 1 to 2373 and encodes 790 amino acids. NCBI's taxonomy places the organism in Eukaryota, Fungi, Ascomycota, Sordariomycetes, Hypocreales, Nectriaceae. Gene Ontology annotation, biological process: RNA processing. The record is from RefSeq and is a predicted model, not a curated record.